GUAGACUGUUGCAGUGAGUAGACCGUCGUAAUAGUAAUAUUGCGUGAAUUUCACUGUUUUCUUUAUAUUUGAUGAUUGUACUGACAUAAAAGACUAGAUUCUGUUUUACCAGGCUGACAGGAAAGUAUGGGCAACGCGCUGAAGAAGGCAGACUACAUAGUGAAGGUUAAAACUGGAAACCUGGUUGGUUCUGGUACUGAUGCAGAUGUUCAUAUCAUUCUCUACAACGAAUCUGGACAAGCGUCGAAAUCAAUCGAGCUAGACAGUAGCAGUAAUGAUUUCGAGCACAAUCAUACCAGCACUCUCGAAGUGUAUGAUUUGCCGAAUUUCGGUGGAAUAGCUACGAUAGAAAUAUGGCGAGAUUCUUGGCUGGGUAACCAUUGGUAUGUCGAUUACGUCGAUGUUGAAGACGUGGUACAAAAGAGGGUGUACCCAUUCCCGAUUCAACGAUGGAUCACAAGACGUCAUCUAAAAAUCGACAAGUAUGAUAGUAGUCUGCCACAAUUUGCAGGACACCCUGAGCAGAGACGAAACGAACUUGACCGUGAACUGAAUAAGUACCAGUUUGUAGUUGUAAACGAAGGUUUGCCGCCAUCGGCGGCGAAAAUACCGCGGGCAGAACAAUUCUCCUUUCAGUAUAAGUCGACUGCUCUAGCUUUCAAUGUGAUAAGCAAACUCACUGCGUUCUUGAACGGUAUAGUCUCUUCAGAAUGGAAAGCCUUGGAAGACGUGCAUAAUAUAUUCGGUGAUCAUUUACAAAGACCUUUGAAUUUGGAGUUUUGGAAUCAAGAUUGGUUUUUCGGGGCACAAAGACUCAUGGGCUGCAAUCCGAAUCAAAUUCGGCUGUGUACCGGAAUCCCAGAAAACUUCGGUGUAACGAAUGAUAUGAUUGGUCACUUGCUGGAUAACAUGUCAUUGGAUGAAGCAAUAUCAAAUAAACGUUUAUUUAUCGUUGACCACAAAAUAUUGGAUGGAAUCACAACCCUGGAUCCUGAAUGUGUAUUAUGUGCUCCAAUUGGUCUGUUCUUUAUGAAUAAGGAAGAUGAGUUGAUGCCGGUAGCAAUUCAGCUCUUCCAGCGGAAAAGCGAUGAUAACCCUGUUUUUCUACCGACUAAUGCGCCAUACACCUGGAUGCUGGCAAAGAUGUAUUUCAAUAAUGCUGAUGCCUGUAUUCAUGAGUGCGCCUCACAACUUCUUUUUACCCACUUGGUCCUGGAGUGUUUCUGUGUGGCAAGUCAUAGACGGUUAUCGGCUUCUCAUCCCAUAUUUCGACUCCUAGAGCCGCAUUAUCAAUUCAUGAUAACAACAACCCACCUUGCUACGUCUGUUCUUUUGGACCCAGGAAGUCUAUUAGAUAACCUAAUGACAGGUGGUAGAAAGGUUGCCAUGGAAAUACUACUUCGUUCAUGGAAGGAGUGGCGGUUCGAUGUAAAUGGCACAUUGCCAAAAGACAUGGAAGCACGAGGCGUUGAGAACCAAGAAGUGAUAUUUAACUAUCCUUAUCGCGAUGACGCAAUGUUAAUAUAUACUGCUAUCAAGGCAUAUGUUACUACGAUUGUACAGGGACAUUACGAUGAACCUGAAAAACUGACAAAUGACUGGGAAAUACAAGACUGGAUAAAAGAAUUAGUUACACCAGCUCCUCUGGGAUUUGGUAUAAAGGGUAUUCCAAUUACUGGUGACCAAUUUACGAACACCAAUGAAGUCAUAGAAGUCAUCACAACUACUAUAUUUAUCUGUAGUGUGGGACAUGCUGCUGUCAAUUUCAACCAGUAUGAUGAAUAUGCCUCUCCUUUAAGAUAUCCUCUGUUUCUCCGCGGACAACCACCUAAAUCGGCACAGAUCGAGCUGACGGAAUCCGAUAUCUUACAACAUUUACCGUCGAAAUAUAUUGCGUUGGAGACAGCGGUGUUGUCGCAGACGCUGAGCACUCACGGUACAACAUCUCUGGGUUAUUUUAGUGAAUUAUUCCAGGCAGAUCCAAUCAGUAUUCCUGCAUUACAAAAAUUCAGACAGACUUUGAAGGAAAUAGAAAAGACUAUAGACAUUAAAAAUGAAGAACGAAAAGCAAAGUACCCAUAUCUUCAUCCAACAAAACUACCAAAUGGAAUACCUAUUUAACACCCUAAUAUGCUGCAUUGAUAUCUAUAUAUACCAAUAUAUUGCAGUUAGUUAGUUACCUUAUCUUAAACCUGAACUUUAUUCAUUAAAUGCAUGUAGUCGAUUUGAGAUUCGUGUUAGCAAUGUUUUUGUCAUUGGAUAGUAACAUUUACAUAUAAUUUACAUAAUAAUGAUCAGUUGGUGAUCUCCCAUGAAUAUAUGAAUUAGAUUACCAGCAUAAACGAGUGUGC
Saccoglossus kowalevskii is the source of this 2351-nucleotide messenger RNA. Its product is annotated as polyunsaturated fatty acid 5-lipoxygenase-like. The record is from RefSeq and is a predicted model, not a curated record. Lineage: Eukaryota; Metazoa; Hemichordata; Enteropneusta; Harrimaniidae. Gene Ontology annotation, molecular function: protein binding; oxidoreductase activity, acting on single donors with incorporation of molecular oxygen, incorporation of two atoms of oxygen; metal ion binding. Gene Ontology annotation, biological process: lipid oxidation.